Branchiostoma floridae (Florida lancelet) is the source of this 2081-nucleotide messenger RNA. RefSeq names its product S-adenosylmethionine synthase-like. Gene Ontology annotation, cellular component: cytosol. Lineage: Eukaryota; Metazoa; Chordata; Leptocardii; Amphioxiformes; Branchiostomatidae. Gene Ontology annotation, molecular function: ATP binding; methionine adenosyltransferase activity. The record is from RefSeq and is a predicted model, not a curated record. Gene Ontology annotation, biological process: S-adenosylmethionine biosynthetic process.
GUAAUGUGAAUAUCAUUAGGCUUUCGAAACUUGCCAUACUAUAAAUCUGUAGGUUAUCGGAAGAAAGGUAAGAUUCCUGUGUCCGUCUCAUCUGUGGUUGACAGGAAGAAGCGACAACUUGAAGAAGAAAAAGAAGAUGGCAAACCAAGACACUUUCCUCUUCACCUCGGAGUCGGUCGGGGAGGGACAUCCGGACAAGCUGUGUGACCAGAUCAGCGAUGCCAUUCUGGACGCACAUCUGAAAAAGGACCCGAAUGCCAAGGUCGCCUGUGAGGCCUGCACUAAGACGGGUUACAUCAUGGUGUUCGGUGAAGUCAACACCACCGCCACCAUCGACUACCAGACUGUGGUGCGUGACGUCAUCAAACGUGUCGGCUACGACCACAGCGACAAGGGGUUUGACUACAAUACGUGCGCAGUGAUCCAAGCUGUGGAGCAGCAGUCCCCUGACAUCGCACAGGGUGUGCAUGAGAAGCGGGGAGCCGAGGAUAUCGGGGCAGGGGACCAGGGUUUGAUGUUCGGUUACGCUAGUGACGAGACCGAAGAGUGCAUGCCGCUCACGUGCAUGUUGGCGCACGGACUGAACCGUAAGCUGGCGGAGCUGCGCCGCGAUGGCACCUUCACCUGGCUCCGGCCCGACACUAAGACACAGGUGACUGUUGAGUACAGAAUGAGCGGCGGCGCAUGCGUGCCGAUCCGUGUGCACACGGUGGUGAUGUCAGUGCAGACGGAUGACGUCGUGACCUUGGAUGACCUUCGCGAACAGCUGAAGGAGAGGGUGGUGAAAGCCGUCAUCCCGUCACGAUACCUGGACGACAAGACCAUCUACCACCUCCAGCCUUCCGGGAAAUUCAGUGGAGGACCACAGGCCGACGCAGGUCUGACUGGACGUAAGAUCAUCGUGGACACCUAUGGCGGGUGGGGCGCACAUGGCGGAGGUGCCUUCUCCGGAAAGGACUUCUCCAAGGUGGACCGCUCUGCUGGGUACGCCGCGCGCUGGGUCGCCAAGUCCCUGGUGAAGGCAGGCCUGUGUCGCCGUGUGCUGGUGCAGGUGUCCUACGCCAUCGGCAUCUCCCACCCCCUGUCCGUGCUGGUGAAUUCCUACGGCACCUGUCAGGACGGCAUGACCGACGCACGUCUGCUCAAAAUCGUCAACAAGAACUUCGACCUGCGCCCUGGAGUCAUCGUCAGGGAGCUGGGACUGCAGCGUCCCAUCUACGAGAAGACCGCCUGUUACGGCCACUUCGGCAGAAUGGACCCCGACUUCACAUGGGAGCAGCCCAAGAAGCUGGACCUUAACGUGUAGACAGGGACAACUUCACAAUGUAGCCAGCCGUGAAAAACUAACAUGUCAAUAUGCAUAUAGACUUCACGGGCAGAUUGUGAUUGUUCUGAUAUAAAGCUGUAAGCGUGGAGUGUUGAUACUUCCGUGGGAUCAUAGGAUACAGUUGUUUAUGAAAUAAAUAUCAAGUAAGGGUGGCUUACCUGUAGCCUAUAGAUGAGUGGGCAGCUGCUAUUGUUGGGUAGUUGAUGUGCUAUACAGCAUUGCAAUAGUUUAUAGUUCUUGUUAUGCAUUCGUUUAGUUUUCUGUCACCAUGCCUUGAGCAAUUCACGCUCAUAUUUCCAGACAUGUUUAAAACGUUGCAUAUGAAACACUGCAUGUGUAUAAACCAGGCGGAUGUCGACAGAUUGUUACUGUCCUGAUGAGCUGCUAUUCUGCCCAGACAUUGUAAAACUGUACCAAAUGUCAAAUGUGGAAUGUUGGUACUUCCGUAUAUAUAUAGGAUUUGAGUUGUUUGGGAGUACAUUAGAGGGUGGCUUACAUGUAAUCUACGGUUGAGUGGGCAGCUGCUAUUGUUUUGUAGUGUUUGAAGUUGAUGUGUUGUGCGGUUUUAUUACUACUUAGCAACUCACAAACACCUUUCCAGAAAUCUUUGAUGAUACAUAGAAUCCACCGCAUAACUUGAGUUUGUAUAUUUAGCAGACAUACAUGGUGGUUGGAAUCAGAGAUUGUUGCCUUUUAUUAUGGGAAGAAAAGGGCCCAGAAAUGAUAAGAAAUUGUAUUAAAUUAGAAGACAUUA